CCAGCCCCUCUUCAAGUUUCACUACACGCUCGGACAUCACACACAUACACACAAUGAGCUCUGUCUUUGAACUGAAAACACUUGAUUUCAUGCACCGGAUUUGAGCAGCCACGGAUUCUUGCUCCAUAUGAGGAAGACAAUCUUGAAAGCACCUUGUCUCCUCUUGAGUCUGUUCACAAAUUUGAAUCUCUGCUCUGGAAAAUUUGGGACGCCGAUAACUGAUGAUGUGAGCAAGCUGUCAUUAUUGAAGCAGAAUAUCCCCUCUGAUUAUGAGAUUCCCAUUAGUUACAUUCCCAAAGAAGUGGCUGGCACGUGCUGGGUGGUGUUGAAUAUCUAUCCUUUGGAGCAAAGUCUGCGGAAGCUUGCCAACAUGUUUGGUGCCAUCUCCUCCAACAAAGAAAACAUACUUGUCUUCAUUGCGAUGCUGAAGAGUCUACGCUUCACCUUUGACCAUGAGGAACUGGAAACGGCGAUGCAAGUCUUCCAGUGUCACUAUCAGGAAGAGAGCUUAAUGUCCGGAGUUUACUUUGACUACAUCAAAGACGUCUUACACGCCGCCUCUCAAGGAACAUCCGGCUUCUCGUGCAAGCCACCACCAUGCCUUAAUCCACAUCAAACACCAGAAGGUCAAGAGGAGGGUCGUGAGUACAGCUGGUCGAAGAGAGCUCCCUUGCUUCUGGCUCUCAUCCCCUUCACAGCUUGUGUUAUUAUCGUAGUGUGGCUGGUCAAGUCUAGGAGGCUUUUACCAGCGUGCAACACUGAAAAUAGUCAAAUGGCACCUUCUGACAUGAUCCCAACUGUGUCUAUCUCCAUCCCACUCCAAACACUCGCCCACGCUGCUGACACUCAGCCGGUGGGGGAGGCGAUCCCUGAGCAUGAGAGCGGAUGAGGCGCGAUUAAUAGAAAAGGGAAAUGUGGACCGCAGUUUAACAACGCACUCUCCAGGUUGUUCUGUUAGUGGCCAGAGGCUGCUGGAUAAACGAGUGUUGUCUGACACUCUUCCUCUGCUUUCACUCAUCUGAGUGCACGGACCCGAGCUACGAGAGAAAACUCACCUGCUGUGAAGGCAGGUGUGUCACAAAAUUCCCCAGGCACGUCUAGCACUUAACCAUCCAAAGAGGCUUUUUUGGAUCCAGAGGAGGAACUCACUACACAAUGGCUGGUUAUGUGCCAAAAUGGCUGGUGAAGUACAUUAAUUGUCUCGUCUUGGCCAGUGUUUAACAGCACUUGGCCAGCCCUCUCUGAGCAGACUGAGUUGAGUUUUCUUUUUCUUUCCUGCCACUCUGAACCGUUGCCAUUCAGGGUGUUGCUAUGCGAUCAAACGUAUCGCUGGAGCCUCGAAUCAAAAUGAUCUCACAGGAAAAUGUCAUUUUAUUCUGCGAUGGACCUUUUCAUCAAUCUGUCGGCUGUGUCCUGGUGCUUACAGAGACUGUCCUUUCACUGCUGGUCUUAUAUUCUGACAUCCACUGAAAUGCACAUAUGCAAAGAAGUACAUUCCUAUCACCACUUCCUUUUGGUAAUGCAUCAGAAGUAUUGUGCAAGUGCAUCUACUGCAGCUUCUCUUUUACUUGUUGUUGACGUUAUUCUGAUCUGUGAUCUGUCACAAAUUGCAAACCUGCUAGUCACAAACAACACGCCAGGCGCUUCAACAAGCGUCCUACUUUGUGUAUCAAAGAUCUGACCAGAUGGCAGAUAGCCAUCGCCAGAGGCACUUUGAAUCCCGUCAUUGUAUUUCAAAGCUGUUGCCCAGUGAUCUAUAGCUGCUGCUCAGCCACAGUGAGUGUGUUUUUAAUGCCUUAUUCACUGAGUCAAUCAUGUUCAGUCAUGAGAACAUGACUCCCCGAGUGUGAGCGCUCUUGUGCUGUAUGUGUCAGAGCGAGGGAGCGAGAGACAGGACAGGCAGGACGAGGGAAAGUGAGGGAGAUAGGGAUAGAUAGAUGGAUGGACGGAUGAGCUCAGUGAGAAGCAUAAGGAAGGCUUGUUCUCGCCACAAAAGAACUGGCCGUAGGCUGGAGGAAAUGCCAGUUACAAACACGACUGAUGUCGGCAGAUCCCUAUGAAUCAACAGGCGAAGAAUCUUUCCAGACCGCAGGCUAUGUAGCCUCAUCUACAGAGGAUGGUCAGUAUUUCAAUAACAGUUUUUGGUAUUCGAAUGAUUUACUUCCACAACGCAUCAAUGAAAUAUGGGACGAUACACCUUUAUUAAAAUAUUUUCACUUUGUAGACAAGUGCUACAACUUUGGUGUUUUACUGUUUGUCUUGUGACCAAUUUUUUUAAAAUAAUUUUCAUUUUUGUAUUUUUGUGAAAUUGUGUAUUUGUAUCGUAUGUGAGAUAUUUAAGUUAUUUUGUUAUGAGAUAAACCACUUACAAAAUGUAAUGAACUUUUUCUACUAUUGUAAUAUUGCAAAUGAAAAAUAGAUAAAUUUUAAGUCAUGCAUGCACUGGGGUUAGACAAAGUACUGUAAACAUUCUGAGAACACACAUUAUACUCUCAAAGUAAUUAAGGGUGCUUUCACACCUGGCCUGUUUGGUUCGGUUCAAUCGGACUCAAGUUCGUUUGCCCCCUAAGUGUGGUUCGUUUGGGCAUAACACUUGGGUACGCACCAAAACAACCGGACCGAGACCUUCUUGAAGAGGUGGUCUCGGUCCGGUUACAAACGAACUCUGGUGAGGUUUGUUUGUGGUGAGAAUGUGUCCCGACCUUAACAUGCACAUUCAGCACAUCCCUUGCAUCAAAACAUUGUUUUCUAGUUGGAGCCGCACCUCGUUUUCAAACUGUAUGGUUUGACUAAAAUGAACAAUGACAGCAAUAUAGUCCACGAUGAGCAGCGCUAAAAUCACCCUGCGUAGUUGUCCCUCCAUUGUGACAUUAGAAAGUGUCACAUUUAUCUUGCAAGUGUACUCUUCUUCAACGUUUUGUUUACUUCCUGGAUUUUUCUCACAUGGAAAUUCUGACCAAUCACUGAGAGCAGCUUUCUCGCGCAAGGCAUUUUAUAUUUGUAGUUCUUUAUGAAAUGUUGACAUUGCUUUGUCUCGCCCCUGCAAAUGGCCCAUGAGCGAAAUCAUGUUGUCGAUAUUAUAUGUAUGUUCUGUGACAAUAUAUUGAUACAUCUUAUUGUUGUUGGAAAAAUGACGAAACGCCAAGACUGGAUGCUUCCUUCAAGUCAUUUUUAUUUAAAGAAUAAAAUAACAGAACACAAUACUGCUUCAAAAACAUUGUAAGUUGACAUAACACAGGCAACAAGGGGCUUGAUGAAAGGCCUCCACUCUGGAUUUUUGAAGUGACAUAUUUGGACUUAUUCAUACAGAGAUCAUACAUUCAUGCAGAACAUUGUAAGGUCUACUCAGGCCUCCCUGACCUUUGAUGUAAUUUCAAAGAUGAUUCAUGAUGAUUUUUUUUUUUUCAUUGCCAUGGUUACUGAUUGCACAGAUAACAAUAGCAUCAAUGAGAUGUUCUGGUGAUUCAAGUUGUAAUAAUAAAACUGUUUGUUAUGCAACAGAAGAAGCAAUGCUUUUGAGCUGGAUCUUGUUAUAUUGUAACUCUGUCACAGGGGAAACUACCCAAAUUGAGAAUAUGUUAUUUCCACGGUCAAGGAAAGCUUGAUCAAUAAAAGUGAACCCUCUUAAAGCCAGAAACAAGAGGUGUUAGUCUCAAGCUUGUGAUGUCACAUGGUUUAAAGUCUGGAGCUGCUAUCUGACAUUUCUUAACAAUGCACUGCUGUGGAGUGGGCUGCAACAACACAUAUUUUAGCCACCUAAGGUGUACCCUAUAUUUCAAUAUUUGCUCCAUUUUCCUAUACAAACUAACCAAUCAAGUCCGUGGUAGACCAGCAACUCAGUGCUGAGCUAAAUGACUGUUUUUGCCAAUGGAGUAAGGUGAGUUUGAUGUAACAGUUUUAAUUCCUCAUUGGAAAACACUGUCUGACAGCAAAGUAUAGCGGUGAAAAUACACCUAAACUGAUAUUACUUUUUUACGGUGGGCCUUUUUUAGGUGGCUAAAAACAAACCAAUUGCUCAGCACUGAUUUUAUCUGCAUGACACAAGGAUUUUCUACCCGGAAGUUACUGUUAAAACAAACACUGUGAUUCGGUUUAUAGACAAUGAAUGGGACCCUGCCAUGGACCCAUAGUGUUUGUUUUCUUUUUGAUACCCAAAUAACUUUAUGCUAUUGAAGCUCUCAGUGUCUCUAUAACAGCUUUCCUUAUUAGUCUAUGGGGCAGCUCCAGACUUUAUACCCGAUGACAUCAUAAGUUUGAGUUUCAGCUCUCCAGUGUCUGGUUUUGGGUGAGAAUUGUUCAUGUUUGGGCUGUCUUAGAUAAUAGGAAUAACAUGUAUGAUUUUUCAAAAUGGGCGUAGUUCCCCUUUAAUAUUUUAAUUUGACAUCUACAGUUUCACUAUUAAACUAAAUUUAGAGUAGAACAAUAACUAGUAGUAUAACUAAAAGUAGUAGAAUA
Epinephelus moara (kelp grouper) is the source of this 4455-nucleotide messenger RNA. Its product is annotated as kit ligand-like. Gene Ontology annotation, biological process: positive regulation of cell population proliferation; cell adhesion. The record is from RefSeq and is a predicted model, not a curated record. Gene Ontology annotation, cellular component: plasma membrane. The coding region runs from base 128 to 889 and encodes 253 amino acids. Gene Ontology annotation, molecular function: cytokine activity; stem cell factor receptor binding. The transcript is spliced from 7 exons. NCBI's taxonomy places the organism in Eukaryota, Metazoa, Chordata, Actinopteri, Perciformes, Serranidae.